AUGCCGCCCAAGAAAUCCAAUCUCACGCAUGUGACAUUCCACUUCUACAGGUCCGCCGUCUUUCUGUCGGUCCCCUCAGACACCAAAAUAUCAACUCUCAAAGAGUCUUUGGUAUCGGCACUUCAACCAUUCUCCUCCGCCCUUCCUGUCGCAGCGCCCUCUUCCCCAAAAGAUAUCCAGCUCUGGGAAAUUCUCGAGCCUCAAGAGGAAGGAGGAAAGAAGGAGGUUGGCAAUCUGGAAGAAGGAGGCGAUGAAGGGUUUGGAAGUAGAAGUCUCUCAGCGUUAGGAUGGGGCGGGUGGAAAUCGUUGGUGCUGGGAUUCAAGGGUGAAGAUGGGACAUUUGGGACACCCAUAUAUACGCUCCCAGAUCCGGAUGAUGGCGAUGUGGAAGCAGCGCCCGAAGAAGCCUGA
This is a messenger RNA of Cryptococcus wingfieldii CBS 7118, 411 nucleotides long. RefSeq lists its product as hypothetical. The record is from RefSeq and is a predicted model, not a curated record. Bases 1 to 411 code for a protein of 136 amino acids. The transcript has 4 exons. Lineage: Eukaryota; Fungi; Basidiomycota; Tremellomycetes; Tremellales; Cryptococcaceae.